Messenger RNA from Tripterygium wilfordii, 2803 nucleotides. Its product is annotated as chlorophyll a-b binding protein of LHCII type 1-like. The transcript has a single exon. Lineage: Eukaryota; Viridiplantae; Streptophyta; Magnoliopsida; Celastrales; Celastraceae. Gene Ontology annotation, biological process: response to light stimulus; photosynthesis, light harvesting in photosystem I. The record is from RefSeq and is a predicted model, not a curated record. The coding region runs from base 1872 to 2675 and encodes 267 amino acids. Gene Ontology annotation, cellular component: chloroplast thylakoid membrane; chloroplast envelope; plastoglobule.
ACAAGCUCUAGCAUCCAAUGCUUCUGGCUCGAGCAAACUAAUGACUAUAUGAGAAUCUAAGUAACUUUUUCUUGCUCCCUCAGACUCCAGCAUCUUACCCGCUGAUCAAGACCAGUGGAAAACACCCAAGUUGCAUCUGUCCAAACAGCUUCAUAAAGUAUGACAUAAUGUCAAUUGUCAGUAUCAUGAAUGCUUUCUGAAUCCCUCUUAAGGAAGACCUUGCUAAGAGGGAACAAUUUGCUCAGAAGUUUGCAAUGGUAGCCUCGAAAGAUAACAGUCAUAAAGUUCGCUAAUUCAUUUAAACUUGAGAAGGAUAAUUGCAGUACAGAAGACAUGUAAUGUGGUCGUAAAUUUAUAUGGUUUUCCAAUUCUUAUGCAUAGGUACAAUCUGAAGCUCACAGAAUGCAGAUAGUGAUUAGUAACUAGAGGUGGGUAGAACAUGGACCGACAGGGGUAAAUUAAAACCAGCAACUCAGACAUGCUAAUUAAAAUUCACUAAUAAGGAUUUAUGCAAGGGUCAUUCUGAGGGAAGGAAGACUCUGAAUUCCCAAAGGAAAUUUAUGCAUAUCCCACUUAGUUUGAGGAAUUUAUAACAGUACCGGAAUGUUUUAAGCAAUUUCAAUCAGAAGCAAAAUUUAGCAUUCACCUUUUACAGUAAUGACAACCAACUGAAACACUAAAACUAAUCUGCUUUAAUCAUCAAAUCCAAAUAUGCAAUAUAAGGACAUUAAUCUUAAAAAUAAAACUUUCGCACUUGAAAAAUAGGAGACAGAAUAGAUGUCAUAUGGAUUCACAUCCAUACAACAUGUCCUAAUUCCUAUAUUCAUGCACUGUUGGUUCCACGAGAGCUUUGUUGCUACUUUUCUUAGUUUUAACAACUCAAGGGCUCUUAUUACAUAACUUGAACUCUAGGGACAAUGAAAUAACUUGCAUACUUCACAUAAUUUUAGGCACUUCAAACUUGUUUCAAUCUAUAAGAGUGGUCACAAUCCAAGUUCUUCUCAUAAUUUCAAAGUGUCAAACUUUAUAAAUAACAAACAAAUGUGUUCAAUUAGUGAAGAACAAAAUCUAUAAACCUUACAGUAUCAGAGAAUACAACAACAACAACAAAAAACACCUUUAUAGAGAUAGGGAGUUUUUGACCUUGAACCUUCUCUAGUGAAAUAAAAACGUGCUUCAAAUGAGAUUUGAGCACGACUCAAGCUCGUGACAACCGAAGUUUUUACCUAGCCAAACCGAGCUCGAAUAUCUUGGUUCGUGUACAACCCUAGCUAGUACAAGAAAGGUUGGUAGAACUAAGAGUAGCUUGUUAUUUUUGGGGAUGCCAUAUUUAUUGCCUCAUCAGACCUAAAUAUAUGGUAGAUUAGGUUUUCCACUUAUUCACACCCCCAUUUUUAAAAGAUGAAGUUACUCAAUGACAAUGACAAAUAGUAUUUUGAGGGCUAGAUUUUGAAGUAUAAUGUAUCUGCUGAAUCCUCUACACUGCCACGCUGGUUUUUAACUGUAUCAUAGUGUAAUAAGCCAAUAUUUCUCUCUUACUCAGUUCCCUAUAAAAAUCAAACUGUGCAAAAUUGUAGAUCUAAAUAGGAUCACGUGAAUCAAAUUGAUAACUAAGAAUCACGAAAUCCCCUAAUGAUCUCAAGACAAUCCAAUGAAUCCAUUAAAAGCUUUCACUGAUUGGCUGGGAAGUGAUUAAGAUUUUUGAGUCAUUUUCAUCACCUCCUGAACCAAUGAAGAUAAAGGAGCAGAUCCACAUGGAUAGGAAUGUGGACCUACCAGACCCUUCAUAAGAGAAACCAUCUAUACCCAUUAAAUUCAUUCAUUCAUCAAACACCACAUUAACUGAACAGCAGCACCCACAUCCUCAAGACAUGGCAACUGUUACUCUCUCAUCCACAUUCACAGGCAAAGUCAUUCCUACGAACGCACAGAAAGAAUUUCUAUCAGCAAUCCCCAGCAGCAAUGGUAGAAUCUCAAUGAGGAAGACAGCGGGAAAGGCAGCUGCCUCCUCUGGAAGCCCCUGGUAUGGCCCUGACCGGGUCAAGUACCUUGGACCUUUCUCUGGUGAGUCUCCAUCCUACCUUACCGGAGAGUUCCCUGGCGAUUAUGGAUGGGACACUGCAGGUCUAUCAGCUGACCCAGAAACCUUUGCCAAGAACAGAGAGCUUGAGGUUAUUCAUUCUAGGUGGGCAAUGCUUGGGGCUCUGGGAUGCGUUUUCCCAGAACUCCUUGCCAGGAAUGGGGUCAAGUUUGGUGAGGCAGUAUGGUUCAAGGCUGGUGCUCAAAUCUUCAGCGAGGGUGGCCUAGACUAUCUGGGGAACCCCAGUCUAGUCCAUGCUCAAAGCAUUUUAGCCAUUUGGGCUACUCAGGUUAUCCUCAUGGGAGCCGUUGAGGGUUACCGUAUUGCAGGAGGACCUCUCGGAGAGGUCACUGACCCUCUGUACCCAGGUGGCAGCUUUGACCCCUUGGGGCUUGCUGACGACCCAGAGGCAUUUGCAGAGCUUAAGGUGAAAGAGCUUAAAAAUGGACGCCUUGCCAUGUUCUCCAUGUUUGGUUUCUUUGUGCAAGCUAUUGUCACAGGAAAGGGACCUCUAGAGAACCUGGCCGAUCACCUUGCAGAUCCUGUGAACAAUAAUGCCUGGGCUUAUGCAACAAACUUCGUCCCUGGGAAGUGAGAUUGCAAUCUGGAAAAGGGAAAAAGAAGAACAUAUGCUAAUAUGUUUGUCAUGUAAAAACAGUUUGAACAUUACUACCUGAAAUAUUGGCACGAAUAGUUCAAAAGGUAAGACUAAGCUUUUAUUAA